Molecule: messenger RNA, 4423 nt
Organism: Metopolophium dirhodum (rose-grain aphid)
Lineage: Eukaryota; Metazoa; Arthropoda; Insecta; Hemiptera; Aphididae
Gene: Sec63
Product: translocation protein SEC63 homolog
Exons: 16
Coding region: 293-2719 (808 amino acids)
Biological process (GO): post-translational protein targeting to endoplasmic reticulum membrane; SRP-dependent cotranslational protein targeting to membrane
Cellular component (GO): Sec62/Sec63 complex
Molecular function (GO): RNA binding; transmembrane protein transporter activity
Source: RefSeq, a predicted model, not a curated record
UCGGACUUCAACCAUUGGCCAUCGCGGCGAUACGUCGUAUCACCACCAAUAUAAUAAUUUAUCGUGCGUACGUUUGUCGUUUACACCUGGUUGGUAUUUUUUUAUCGUCGUGAAGUUUACGUGACGUGUUACUAACAUUAGAAUAUAAUAUAUUACUGUUGUAAAGUACCGUUUGGUUAUCGCCGUCGUCGUAGGCCAAUAUUUUGAUUAUUCAAAGUAUGUAAAUUAACCCGUAACCGCACCAUGCUCCCGGAGUAAAUGUUCGAUUUAUGUACGAACCGAAACAGCAAUAAUGGCCGGACAAAAGUUUCAGUACGACGAAAGCGGAGCGACAUUUUUCUAUUUUCUAUUGUCGUUUCUGGCUCUUCUGCUAGUCCCCGGCACGUACUACUGGUGGCCCAGAAAACAGAAAGAAGAUCCAAAAGCGUUGGCAUCUGAAUGCUAUUGUCCAGGAUGUCGAAAAAAAAAACUCGUCCUGCAGUCUACCAAACCGUGGGAACUGAUGAAAAGGACGUGCAUAAAAGUCAUCAUUAUUGCUGGCUGGGCGUUGUUAGCUUUCCUCGCCUACAAAGUUUCUCAGUUUGAUUACGAGAGUGCAAGUUUUGAUCCGUAUGACAUUCUCAAUGUUCCAAUUGGAACUAGUGAAAAAGUAAUUAAAAAAGCUUACAGAAGAUUAUCAUUAAUUUACCAUCCAGAUAAGGAGACUGGUGAUGAAAAAAAAUUCAUGAAACUUACUAAAGCUUAUCAAGCCUUAACUGAUGAUGAGUCCAGGAAAAAUUGGGAAAAAUAUGGGAAUCCAGAUGGACCUGGUGCGAUGAGUUUUGGAAUAGCAUUACCAUCGUGGAUUGUAGAGAAAGAAAAUUCAGUUUGGGUCUUAGGUCUGUAUGCUUUAGUUUUUAUGAUUGCACUGCCUACUACAGUUGGUAUGUGGUGGUAUAAGUCUAUCAGAUAUUCUGGAGAUAAGGUUUUAUUAGAGACGUCUCGGAUGUACUAUUAUUUUUUACAUAAAUCAAAUUCAAUACCUUUGAAACGGGUUAUAAUGAUUUUAAGUGCUUCAUUGGAAUUUGAAAAAAAAUACAAUAGUGAAAUUGUUGAACGAUCUUCAGAUGAACAUGAAAUGCCUCAACUUAUUAAACAACUUUAUAAUUUUGGAGAAAAAGCACAAAAAGAACCACCACUAUCCUAUAAUUAUUCAAUAAAAGCUAGAGCUUUAAUACAUGCACAUCUGUCUCGACUGGUACUUAAGGCAGAUACAUUAGAUUUAGAUCGUAUGUACAUAGUGAAGAAAUGUCCAUAUUUAAUUCAAGAAAUGGUUGGUGUUGUUUCUCAAUUAAUUUUACUAGCAUAUGCUCAAAGAGUGCCUCGGUUACUUAAUAUUGAAACCAUAGAAAACUGUAUGAAACUUUGUCCCAUGGUGAUCCAAGCAUUAUGGGAGUACAAAAGUCCAUUUAUGCAAUUACCAUACAUUUCAGAAGAUCACAUAAAACAUUUUGACAAUAAAAAGAAACGUGUUAGAAGUAUUCAGCAUCUUGCUCAAUUAAAAAAUGAAGACAGGCGCAGCACAUUAAAAUUUUUAUCCGAUAGUCAGUAUGAAGAUUUAGUAAAAGUUUUAGGUAGAAUGCCCUAUAUAGACUUUAAAGUUCGUUGUGAAGUUAUUGAUGAUGAAGCUACUACAGUUUAUACAGCUGGAGCUAUAGUAACUGUGACUGUGCAGUUGAAAAGACGAGAUAUGAGAGUAUUGUUUGGUGACGAAUCGUACGCAGACAAGCAUCAUAUUGAACUAGAAAAAAAUGCUGCUAAAGAAACAGAGAAACCAGAUAAGUUAGAGAAACCUCUAUCUAAUGGAGAUGUAAUAGAAAAUAAUGAAGAUAUUGAAAACAAAGAAACAAAAGAUGACGAAAAAGAAAAAAAAGUAACUAAAGGUAUUUGGCAGCAAAAACGCCAAUCGGGAAAGGGUAAAAAAAGUGGAAAUGUCAAAAAACCAAAAGCUACUUUGUCAGCAUCAGCUAAGAAGAAAAUCAAAAAGAAAGAAAAAUUGGAAAAAGCAAAAUUAGGAGAUCCUGAAACUAAAGAAACUGAAAAAGAUAAAACUGAAGAUGAUAAGACCGAAGAUAAAGAUCAAUUAAAAGAUAGUAAUGCGUCAUCAGAUGAUGACUCUGAUUCAGAUAAUGAAAGUUCCAGCGAUGCUUCUGGAGAGGAAUCAGAGAAGACAGAUGCUGAAGAUACAGCAGAUGAUAAAAAAAAGGUUUCAGCAAACAAUGAUGACGACGAUGAUGAUGAUUGGGACAAGUUUCAAUCUGGAGCUAAUAAAAAAGACAGAGUACUUGAGGGCAGAACUAAACAGUCACAUUUGGUUCACUCCCCAUAUUUUCCUGAGGAAAAACAUGAAUAUUGGUGGGUUUAUUUAAGUGAUCGGAAAAGUCGUACAUUAUUGACUGUUCCAUAUCAUGUCACUGAACUUGUUGAUGAAGAAGAAAUCCAAUUAAAAUUUACAGCUCCUAGGUGGCCUGGAGUUUACGUAUUUGCAGUUUGUCUUAGGUCAGAUUCAUACUUUGGUUUUGAUCAAAUGCAUGACAUCAAAUUGGAUGUAAAAGAAGCACCAGAACCUUUGACAGAACAUCCACAGUGGGAUAUUUCUGAUGAAGAAGAUGACACUAAAGAAGAAGAUAAGCAAAGUGAUAUUUCAGAGUUUACUACUGAUGAAGAUGUCGAAGAUUAAAUAAUAUAAAAGCUUUGGGUGACCUGACAAACAAAGAAGUUCAAAACAAUAAGUAGAGUUUAAAAUCAUCCAUAUUAAUUUACCUCCCUUGUAACCAGGGAUGUGUGGCUGAAGUAACAGUUCGUUGUUAUCAGAUUAUAGGUACUUUAAAUUAUUUAAUAUAUUGGAUAUGAUUUAUUUUUGACACUUCAGAAACCGUACAAUAAGGAUACGCUACUGGUAAAUGUGAACUUAUAAAAGACUAUAAUAAUAGUAGGCUAUAAACGUAUACAAAACGUUUGAAACAAUUGUAUCUUUCUAUUCUUCUUGAAAUCAAUGACGAUGUACGUUACUAAUUGUGUGUACUAUAUUUCUUAAUUUUUGUUAUUCCUAUUCAAAUUAUUUUUUUAUUUUUUAACUUAAAAUGUCUGUUGCUAAUACGGCUAUGAUCUGUCAUUAAAGAACAAUUAUUAAAUAGUAAAUACCCAUUUAAGAACGCAGUAAGAUGAACAACAGAAUUAAUACAAGUUUAUCUGCCCAUAGAAAAAUCGCACAUUUUUUUUUUUAAUUAGUAGCAAUUGAACUAGCUUCUCGGUUGCGACAUUAUUUUAUUGUUGAUAACAUUGUAUGAUUCUAGUUAAACAAAAUAAUAUGUAUAAUGAUUGACAGUUCCUUAUAGUCCUUGUUUUAUACCACCGUUAAUAGAAUUUAAUAUUAGUAUCACUUGUGCCUUCUUACUAAUACAAAUUUAUAUGAAGGUACAUUUUCCAUUUUUCAAAAAUGGAUCAUCUCUCAAAGGCACAAUUAAGCUUUGUUUUUAAAUGUCUUAUUACUUAAUGAACUAUUAUUUAUGCAACUGUGCAAUUGUAUAUUAAUUUAUUUUCAAAAAGAAGUAAAUAGUUGUACUAUUUUAAUACUUAAAUUGUUCAUAACACUGUGUAUUUUAAUUUGUAUAACUAUUAUAAUAACAUAUAAAACGUGUGGCAAAUUAUUUUGAAAAAUAUAUUUUUAGUGUCAAAAAUUACCUUUUUUUUUUUUUUUUGAGUGGCCAUUAAUUACAAAAUAGAUACCUAUUAUGAGCAUAUGGCUAUUUACCUGUCAAUAAUGAGUAUUAAAUUUUAAUAAUUUUAUCUUAUUUAUUAUUAAUGUAUUUUUAUAAUAUAAAUAUUUUAAUGUUUUACAUGCCAUGGAUUCUAAUCCUUGACCUAUAAUAUGCUAUGCACAAUAUUCCACAUUACACAGCAAAAGUAGACAUAAUUUGGAACUUACACACUUUAGAAUAACUGUCAUAACAAACUAUUAUAAGAGUCUUGUCUAUAUAUGAAUUGAAAACUACUUAAUAAAGAAUACCAUGAUCAUUAGCAAUAUGUAAAAUAUAAAUGCAUUAUGAGUAAAUUAUGACAUAAUAUAUUUUAUUGAUAUAUGAAUAAAAAAUACAAAAUAUGUAUUGAAUUAAAUUAAAUUAAAUUUUUAAAAGUACAAUACUAGGAAAUAUCUUAUUGAUAAGUAUUUAAAUCUAUGAUGAUAAAUGUGGUUUAAACAAUAAAUUAACGACAGAAACUAGGAGGAAUUCCAUCAUCUGUCCUAGCACGCUUUCUCGCUUGCAUACCGGAAAAAAAUUCUUGCACGUCUUCCACUUUAACAACUUUAUCCUCUUUAAAGCUGCCCAGCCACUCUCCUAGUUCUUCUUUGAACUGAUUAUACUCUGAAAUAUUAAAAAAUAAA